AUGUCAUCUAUCCCCUCUCCACCACCUUUACCCCGCGGCUGGGUCGCAGAAUGGGACAAGGAGUACGGUAGAUAUUUUUUCGUCAACACCGAAACCGGUGAGAGUCAAUGGGAAGUUCCGUCCGCUACACAGGGUAGCGAACAAGGCGGUGAACGCCGCGAACACACAAAGAAAGAAGAUGGGUCUUAUGAUGGACGCGACUCACGUGCGUCGGGCGAGACUGGAGAAGGUGCCCAAGACAGAGGGUUGGGUAGCAUGGUGGUAAACUCGAUGUUGAGUGGAGGUAACAACCAUAACAGCCACAAGCAAUCUGGGUCUGGGGCCAUCAUUGGUGGGUUGGUUUCCAUGGCCAUGAACAGUGGUAAGAAGAAUGACCAUAACAACAAUAACUACAACAAUAACAAUAACAACAACAACAACAACAACAACUACAACAACAACUAUGGUGGUGGCAACAAUAACGGCUAUGGUGGUGGUAAUCAGCAACAAGGAGGUGGACUUUUUGAUAACUACAGUCCUCUGGGUGGUCAGGGAAACCAUGGCAAUGGUGGCCAUGGGAAUUAUGGCGGUAAUGGUGGUGGUAACUACGGAGGAAAUGGUGGUAACUACGGCGGUAACCAUAAUUCAAACUCUUCUUCUGGUGGACUUGGAGCUCUUGGAGGACUUGCUAGUCUGGUUCUUGGCGGUUCUUCUUCUUCUGGAGGGAACCACGGGAACUCCUCCUCUUCCUCUGCUGGACUUGGGGCCUUGGGUGGGAUUGCCUCACAAAUGCUUUCCGGUGGCAAACAGGGAAACCACGGUAACAGCUCGUCAGGUGGCCUUGGGGCUCUUGGUGGGAUUGCCAGCUCGCUCCUCGGUUCAGGAAACUCCAACUCCAACCACAACAACAAUAACAACAACUACAACAAUAACAACAACUACAACAAUAACGGUAAUAGAUAUGGUAACAACAACCAAAAUGGUGGCGGUUACUAUUAA
Molecule: messenger RNA, 978 nt
Organism: [Candida] anglica
Lineage: Eukaryota; Fungi; Ascomycota; Pichiomycetes; Serinales; Debaryomycetaceae
Source: the annotation of a GenBank genome assembly